AAAUGUCACCAUUUCUGGACGGUAAUGGACAUGCCCAAACCAACCCUGGGUCCCUCUGUCCCUAGCGGUAUCAGCUUUUCCCGAUGGGUGGAAGCUCAUAGAGAGCACUGCGGUUUUGAGGAUCUGAAGCCCUCAGGCGCGUUUAAACGCUCGCAGCCGCCCAUGUCGUAUCAGAAAAAAGCCAAACGCUGAUCUUCUGAGCGUGCUUAACCAUAGAAAGAACCAUGCACAGGGCCCCCCCCUCCCACCCCCCAUAUGGGUACCCCAGCCUUUUC
This is a messenger RNA of Eurytemora carolleeae, 275 nucleotides long. RefSeq lists its product as uncharacterized. NCBI's taxonomy places the organism in Eukaryota, Metazoa, Arthropoda, Copepoda, Calanoida, Temoridae. The record is from RefSeq and is a predicted model, not a curated record.